Molecule: messenger RNA, 1290 nt
Organism: Pieris macdunnoughi
Lineage: Eukaryota; Metazoa; Arthropoda; Insecta; Lepidoptera; Pieridae
Source: the annotation of a GenBank genome assembly
AUGGCGCACCAGUACGUACAUUUCCGCCUACACACCGGUGAAAAACCACUAAAGUGUUCAGAAUGUAACAAGGCAUUCCGUCGCCAUUCAACGUUAUGCCAGCACAUGAAGAAACAUCGCGGUAUAAAAAAUCACGUGUGCAAUAUUUGCAACAAAGCCUUCUAUGAAGUGUCGAAGCUUAAUGCGCACAUGCGCAUACACACAGGUGAAAGACCCUUCGAAUGUCAAUAUUGUGAUCGAAGAUUUGCCCAGCAAUCGGCCCUAAUAUACCACCGUAGAACGCACACGGGCGAGAAGCCGUACAGUUGUAAAUUGUGUUCAGCGAGGUUCACAACGUCAUCUGCGAGAAAUAAUCACUUGCUGAUACAUACGGGGCAUAAAAAAUUAGUGUGUCCCAUCUGUCUCAAAACCUGCAAGUCUCGGACGGAACUUCGAUUACACACAAACAAACAUGCCGAAUCUGGUGCAUUAAAGAAAAAUGUGAAAGCGCAAGAGAGUAAGUCAGAAGAGCCCAUCGAAGCAGAGAAGACUGAUGAAAAAGACGAAAAGAAUGAAGAAGAAACAGAGGAAUUGGAAACUCCUUGUCAGAAGGACCAGGAAACGCAAGCCCUUAUACAAACUGAUAGUGGUCAGCGGCGCUUCAAGUGCGGCCUAUGUGUGAAGAGUUACAGGUACUUGCAUAGUUUGAAGAAGCACUUGCUGAGUCAUGUGCAAAUGUGCGUCUUCAAUCCCGACGGAUCGGAGAAAUUGUAUGCGUUUAGGCAACAGCAACAACAGCAGCAGCAGCAGCAACAGCAACAACAGCAGCAGCAACAACAGCAGCAACAACAACAGCAACAACAGCAGCAACAACAACAGCAACCGCAGAUACAGCAACUGUUACAAGUUCAGCCGCAGCAGGUACAGCAGCAAGUCGUUCAACAACUCACUCUCCCGAUUCAUCAACACAUACAGAAUGUCCAACAGCCUUAUCCAGUAAUAUCGUCCGUCCAAUCUCUUCAAUUGCAACAAACACACCAACAUAUCAACACUCAACCCCAGCAACUUCAGGUACAAACAAUACAAUUACAACCCCAUCAGCAGCCCAUUCAAAUACAUGCGGUGGGAAUGCAACAAGAGCAGUUGCACGUGGCGUCAUCUUCUUGUCAAACGAUGUUACCAAACAUAUUACAGUUGCAAAAUGGCACGGUUGUGUCAGGCCUGUCUGCGCAGGAGUUGAGUGGCGUCGCGCAUCGAAUUAUUUUACAACAACCCCCUCCUCACCCGGCUGUUUACACCAUACACCAUUAG